Molecule: messenger RNA, 2389 nt
Organism: Nothobranchius furzeri (turquoise killifish)
Lineage: Eukaryota; Metazoa; Chordata; Actinopteri; Cyprinodontiformes; Nothobranchiidae
Gene: calr
Product: calreticulin
Biological process (GO): protein folding
Cellular component (GO): endoplasmic reticulum; endoplasmic reticulum membrane
Molecular function (GO): calcium ion binding
Source: RefSeq, a predicted model, not a curated record
GACAUCUGUUCUGAGCCGAGAGGAGAGCGACUGGACCUUCGCGGCGCUGUGGCUCGCUCUGUACCGUGACCGCAUGAGACUCGGACCGAACUCCGCUGCCGUGCCGUGUAGAUAUAUAGAGAUCUUCACGUAUAGGUGUCUUUGUUUUGCUGUUUGGUAGCUUUUUUUUCCUGGGCUGGACCUUUUAGCUCGUCACCAUGACAACGUUGUCGCUGAUUUUGAUGGCGGUGUCGGCUGCAUCUGUUCUGGCCGAGUCCACUGUGCACUUCCGAGAGCAGUUUGAGGACUCCGAUGGCUGGAAGAGUCGCUGGGUGGAAUCCAAACACAAGUCAGACUAUGGCAAGUUCGUCCUGUCUGCAGGGAAAUUUUAUGGGGACGUGGAAAAAGACAAAGGUCUGCAGACGAGCCAGGAUGCCCGCUUUUAUGCUCUGUCAGCCCGUUUCGAUGACUUCAGUAACAAGGGCCAGCCUUUAGUCAUCCAGUUCACUGUGAAACACGAGCAGAGCAUUGACUGUGGUGGAGGCUACAUCAAACUGUUCCCCUCUGAACUCAACCAGGAGAACAUGCACGGAGACUCUGUCUACAACAUCAUGUUUGGUCCUGAUAUUUGUGGUCCAGGCACUAAGAAAGUCCACGUGAUCUUUAACUACAAAGGCAAAAACCAUUUGAUUAACAAGGACAUCCGGUGCAAGGAUGAUGAGUAUUCCCACUUGUACACACUGAUCGUCAAUCCUGACAACACUUACGAGGUGAAAAUCGACAAUAAGAAGGUGGAGUCAGGCAAUCUGGAGGAUGACUGGGACUUCCUGCCCCCCAAAAAGAUUAAAGACCCAGAGGCCAAAAAGCCAGAGGACUGGGACGACAGGGAGAAGAUUCCAGAUCCUGACGAUAAGAAGCCAGAGGACUGGGACAAGCCCGAGAACAUCCCAGAUCCUGAUGCUAAAAAGCCCGAUGACUGGGAUGAGGAGAUGGAUGGAGAGUGGGAGCCACCGAUGGUUACCAACCCUGAUUAUAAGGGCGAGUGGAAGCCCAGAGAGAUUGAUAACCCUGCUUACAAAGGAAAGUGGGUCCACCCUGAGAUUGACAACCCAGAGUACACGGCUGACUCUGAGAUCUACAAGUACAGCAGCAUCGGUGUGAUUGGGCUUGAUCUGUGGCAGGUCAAGUCUGGCACCAUUUUUGAUAACUUCCUUAUCACCAAUGAUCCAAAACUGGCUGAAGAAGUGGGCGACGAUACCUGGGGUAAAACUAAGGAUGCUGAGAGAAAAAUGAAGGAAGCCCAAGAGGAAGAAGAUCGUAAAAACCGCGAGGAGGAGGACAAGAGACGAGAGGAGGCAAAGGAGGAAGAUGAGGAGGAGGAGGAGAAGGAGGAGGAGGAAGAGGAGGAGGAGGAGGAAGGAGAGGAGCCUGAAGAGGAGGAGGAGGAAGAGGAGGAAGAUGAAGGCACAGACUCUAAACUCAAAGAGGAGUUAUAAGCUCAGGAACUGCUCAGCCCGUUUGCAUAAGUGGGCCUCUGAAUGGAGACUGGAGGGAAAGAGCCUGAUGACUGACACCCUGGGGGGCGGGGCUUUGACAUUUGUUUGUUUACGAAAGUGAUAGGUCAAAAGGGUGGUUACUGCUUUGUUUUUCUGUUUUGAUGAGCCACUUCUGCAAUUAUUAAUAUAAUUAUUCUUAUUGUUAAAAUUUGAACAAUGGAAAUUAAAACGCCAAGAGAGGUGAUUAUAAAACUGCAGUCAUGUGUUUUGCAGAGGUUAAUAUAAAGCUGUAGCAGGAAGGUGUAUUCUGUGCAAGAACGGUGCCAUGAGAAGGUUUUGUUUACCUCAUGAGCUUUGUUUGUCUUGUUUAUUUGUGUUGUUUUGUUUGGUUAAAAAUACUCCACACAAAUUAUUGUUUCAGGAUUGGAUGGACGUGGACACACUCAUCCAUGUCUUCUGUCAGAUUCGCACAAAGAAUACAAACAUGCAUUAGGAUUAAAUCUAUAUUUUAAACCUGCUCUAAUCAGCCGUAAGUCUGAGAACUGAAUCAUGAGGUUGCUUUAGCCUUUCCCCAGUUAUGUAUGGUGUGUUUAACACUUUUAUUUCCAAUAAAGUCCAUGCACUGUAAACUUGUUUGAGAACAAUAUUCAGAGUUAAUUGUACGUUUAGAUCUUCGCAGUAGCAUGAAAUCUUCUCAACAUUCGAAACACUCACCUGUAGUGUUCUCAUCAUUUAUGUGUAAAAUCUGCCUGUUCAUUUCUGAUUCCAACAUGUCUGCACCCACCACUUCGCUCCGUAACGUCUGAUUAAUGCUCCUUUUGUAGGACACAUUUUUGUACUAAUGUUAGGAAAUGAGCUGGGGCAAUUGCUGCUGUGUAAAAAAGGAAUUCAAUAAAGGCAACCGGAACAACUCA